This is a messenger RNA of Neohortaea acidophila, 1567 nucleotides long. Its product is annotated as Alpha/Beta hydrolase protein. NCBI's taxonomy places the organism in Eukaryota, Fungi, Ascomycota, Dothideomycetes, Mycosphaerellales, Teratosphaeriaceae. The coding region runs from base 154 to 1410 and encodes 418 amino acids. The record is from RefSeq and is a predicted model, not a curated record. The transcript has 6 exons.
AAGCUGGUCGGUGAACGUCAGACUCGAGACGACAAAAGUAUUUAAAGGCCCCGGACAUUCGCAGGAGCCCAUUUUUGAACAUCAUCCUGUUUAUCGUGUCGUCUACAGUACUCUGAACUUCUAACAACCGAAUACCUUUGCACAAGUAAUCCAAUGGCAGCCCCGGGUGGACGCUUCUUCGUCCAAGAUGUGUGGGACAAACCUGCGGAACAUCAUGAGAGCUUCAAGAAGUUGUGGGAAAUGAAAUACAAAGAAGCAUGUGAUCAGGGCGUGUAUCCGUUCAUGUGGUCCUCGCCAGCCGAUUUCCAAGGUAUUGUUGAGGAGCUGAUCGAGAAAAAUCUCGGCGAACCAUACAAUUGGGAUGAGUACGCCCAGACCUUCUUUCCGAAGGCCGAAGAGCUGGUCGCGAAGGCCGAAGCCGCAGAGAAAGAAGGCAAUCAAGAAAAGGCGUCCGAGUUCUAUAUGCGCGCAUCCGCUGUCUAUCGAAUCUCCCGAUUUCCCGCCCCUCGAUCGGAAAAGCAGCGCUAUGCAUGGCAAGAAGGCAAGAAAGCCGCAGCGAAAGGCCUUGCGUUGCGCGAGCGGCCGACUAAGGAGGUUACGAUCCCCCACAAGCACGGCAUCGCAGGGGAGGGCAAGGAGGUGACGUUCUAUUAUCAUCUCCCCCCCGGGACAACAGCAGCCAAGCCCGUUCCACUGGUCAUCAUUCUGACCGGGCUCGACGGUUACCGCACUGAGCUUUCAGUGUGGAUUGAAGGCUGGUCGCAGAAAGGUGUCGGCGUCAUUGUUCUGGAGAUUCCCGGUACCGGCGACUCGCCUGCCGCUCCGAACGACCCGAAAUCGCCAGAUCGUGAGUGGUCCACCCUGUUCGACUGGGUUGAUCAGCAGCCAGAGAUAGACCACAGCAAGCGCCUGCUGUGGGGGUUCAGCACUGGCGGAUACUACGCCCUCCGACUGGCGCACACCCAUCGCGACAAAUUGGCGGGCGUUGUUGCUCUCGGAGGCGGGUGCCACCACAUGUUCUCGCCCGAGUGGCUGUCGCGAAUCUCGAAACUCGAGUACCCCUUUGACCUUGCGGAAACCCUGGCUUACAAGUGGGGCUACGGGAAUGACCUGGAGAAAUUCAAGAAAGAGGGCAUGAAGUUCUCGCUCAUCAACGACGGCACUUUGGACCUCCCAUGUACCCGCCUCUUGCUUGUGAACGGAGUAGACGAUGAAGUCUUCCCCAUCGACGACUACUAUGAGUGUCUGCUACGCGGGCAGCCUAAGGAAGUCAGGUUCAUGGACAAGACGAAGCAUAUGGGGGAGCCGCACAGCUUCUUCAUCAUUCUUCCAUGGGUCUACAAGGUCUUGGGGCUUGAAGGCAACCCCGCGGAUCAGAUGAAGACGGUCCCCUCUCGUCCGAAGUAUUAGUAUAGAAGCGUUCAUGCGAUUAGACUUGGACAAGCGUUGUUUGAGUAUAGAGGCGUUUGUGUGUUAGAUUUGGCAAGCAUUGAUGUUUAUUAUCCCAAUGGCCAGAACCUCCAAGAACCAGAACUUCCCAAUGCGGAAAAUGAAUCUGGUCCGUGCG